AGGAAUAUUCUUGAGGCAAGAAACCAUGAUUGUCCAAUAAAAGUUUAGUGUCCACUCCCCCUUCACUCUGCCUGCUGUGUGUGAGAAUAGAAACGACAGAGACAGUGAAGGUAGAGAGGAUGAGGAAGUGAUUGUCAGUCUCCAAAGAUCUGGGCUCAGUGACACACAGACGUAUGGAUCCUCUGAUGCUCCUGUUUCUUCUCAUUGCUGGGCUCACAGGUGCUGACAGUGUGUCCACAGUGAGCUGGGUGUCUGCAUGGAGAGGAGGAUCUGUCAGCAUCCCAUGUUUCUAUGAGGACAGAUAUAAAACUCAUAUGAAAUACUGGUGCAGAGGGAAAGACUGGAAGUCAUGUACUCCCAUAGUACACACUGACUCUCCACAGGAGGGUAAAGUGUCAAUCAGAGAUGAUCCUGACCAACAAGUUUUCACUGUGACCAUCAAAAAUCUGACAGCUAGGGACUCUAGUUACUUCUGGUGUGGAGUGAAGAUCAGUGGAGGUUCAGUUGUUGGAGACCAGGUUACCCUCUCAGUGACUGAUGGUGUGUCCACAGUGAAAUGGGUGUCUGUACAGAGAGGAGGAUCUGUCACCAUCCCAUGUUUCUAUGAGGACAGAUAUAAAACUCACGUGAAAUACUGGUGCAGAGGGUAUGAUGUGAGGUCAUGUACCCCCAUAGUACACACUGACUCUCCACAGGAGGGUAAAGUGUCAGUCAGAGAUGAUCCUGACCAGCGAGUCUUCACUGUGACCAUCAACAAUCUGACAGCUGAGGACUCUGACAUCUACUGGUGUCGUAUCAAGAUCAGUGAAGCCUCAGAUCCUGGAGAUCAGGUUUCCCUCUCAGUCACUUUUGGUUCCCAAAGGCUGUCAGUGGACAAACUGGAGGUGACGGGUGUGGAAGGAGACAGUGUCAGUGUUCAGUGUCGCUAUGAAAACAGAGACAGUCUGAAGCUGUGGUGUAAGAUCGGGGGCUCCUGUGUAUCAGAGAGAUCUGUGAGUUUGGAUGGGAGGCCUGUCCAGAUCAUGGAUGACAGAGUAAAUGGAGUCUUCAGUGUGACAGUGAGGAGACUGGAGAGGAAGGACACAGGCUGGUACUGGUGUGAUGCUGGAGGCUUGCAGAUCCCAGUUCAUAUUACUGUCAACCCAAUAAGCAUGACUGAAUCUCCUUGGUCCAGCUUGUUUCUGUAUGUAGGACUGGGCUCAUUGGUGCUGCUGUUGAUCAUCAUCAUCAUCAUCACAUGGAAAGUGCGGGACAAACACAAGAAAAAAAUGGCCAAGAGACAAAAUCCGGGAAGGACAGAAUUGACACUGAACCCAAACCAUGAAUAUACAGUAAUUGACAGAAGUGACAUCAUCGAGGGAGCCCCCCCAGGGCAGGCCUCUGAGGAGCCUGGUGCUGAUGUCACCUACAGCUCCAUUGUCCUGCAAGACCCAGAGCAGGUGUCCUCUAGAUGUUCUUCACACCAUCCUGCUGUAACCCCAGCCAGCGAUGUGGUCUACAGCUCAGUUGCCCUGAAGCACAGAGAGUAGGGGGCAGCGACACAGAGAGGCUCCUCUACAUGUGCGGAGCUGCUGCUCAGGAUGAGAGCUGUGAGGGACACACAGAUACUCCAGUGAUGGGGAGGGAUCAUCACCAGAGAGGAGAAUCUUACAGUGAUGUGAGCUGUAUUUACAUGGCAUGCAGCAUUGUCACAUUACAGUGUGACAGUAAGAAUCAGCCAGUGAGAAACAGACAUUCAUGGCUGUCGUGCAUUUGAGCCACAAUCAUGGAAUUAUUUACUUACUUGUGCAUCACUUUGGACAGAAGCAUCUGAUAAAUACAUUUAAAUGCAAGGUAUUAUUCUGCUGCUCUGUUGGUUUUCAUUCAUAUAAAAGGAAAAAUAUUAGCAAUCCUAGUUGAUUUGUAUAUAAAUGUCUAUUAUGAGAAUAUCCAGUAUUUUGUGGAAGUAUUUGCCAGUGUCUGAUUUUCUCCCGUGUAUGUGCAGUAUGUAUUGGUGAGGAGUUAGUGUGUCUAAGGGCUCUGGCUUUAAUGUUAUGCCCCUUUAUGUACUUCACUGCCCCCUGCUGGAGUAACUUUGACAAGGGCGCAGGUUAAAAAAAAAUGAAAGUAAAAAAUAAGGAACCUUUUUUGCGUUAUCUUGCAAAAUAUCUGCAUUGUCUUGCAAAACUUUGCCAGAUGUAUCUUGUCUUUAUUUUUUCUUUCCUUUUUUUUUACUUGUCACUUAGUAGCUCUGCAUGUUUCAAUACUUGCAAAGUAUCUUUUUCUAAGAGGAAGUUAUACUUUUGUUUAUUGAUAAGUGGAGUAUUAUUUAAAAAGCAGAACACCGACAGUGUGACUCGUCAUACACAAUGUUAAUAAAAAUGCUUUUCAUUG
Brienomyrus brachyistius is the source of this 2373-nucleotide messenger RNA. Its product is annotated as CMRF35-like molecule 1. The transcript is spliced from 11 exons. The coding region runs from base 174 to 1529 and encodes 451 amino acids. Lineage: Eukaryota; Metazoa; Chordata; Actinopteri; Osteoglossiformes; Mormyridae. The record is from RefSeq and is a predicted model, not a curated record.